GUCAUAUGCUGCAUCAUGUGAAGAUUGGGUUAAAGGUAAAACAGUGUGUCCAUCAAAUCCCCUCCAUCAUAAUGGAAGCAACAAUUCAGCCAAUUACCCGCACAGUGCUCCGAGUUCGGCUGAACAUCGCUCCUGACUUCACGUGGAAUGAUCAGGUACAUGGCACUGUUGGAGAGCCCUGGUGGAUUUGGGUAGAAGACCCUACUAAUGAUCACAUUUAUCAUUCAGAGUACUUCAUCAUUCAAAAAAAACAGGUCAUUACUAAAGAACCUCAACUGCUGGUGUUCACAAUCCCAAUUUUUGAACCUCUUCCUUCUCAAUAUUACAUUCGAGCUGUGUCCGAUAGAUGGUUAGGAGCAGAGGCUGUAUGUAUCAUAAAUUUUCAACAUUUGAUUCUUCCAGAGAGACAUCCACCCCACACAGAGCUUCUAGAUCUUCAGCCUUUGCCUAUCACAGCCUUGGGACAUCGGGAAUAUGAAGUCCUGUACAAAUUCACACACUUCAACCCUAUCCAGACCCAGAUAUUUCAUACACUUUAUCACACAGACUGUAAUGUUCUUCUUGGAGCGCCUACAGGUUCUGGAAAAACUGUAGCAGCUGAAUUAGCCAUCUUUAGAGUUUUUAACAAGUAUCCUACAUCAAAGGCAGUGUAUAUUGCGCCCUUAAAAGCACUCGUUCGUGAAAGAAUUGAGGACUGGAAAGUUAGGAUUGAAGAAAAACUUGGUAAAAAGGUUGUAGAGUUGACAGGAGACGUGACUCCUGAUAUGAGAGCUAUUGCCCAGGCUGACCUGAUUGUCACUACCCCAGAGAAAUGGGAUGGUGUCAGCAGAAGCUGGCAGAACAGAAGCUAUGUUCAGAAAGUUUCCAUUCUUAUCAUAGAUGAGAUCCAUCUGCUAGGGGAUGAGAGAGGCCCAGUAUUGGAAGUCAUUGUGUCUCGAACAAACUUCAUCUCAUCUCACACAGAGAAGCCUGUAAGAGUAGUUGGUUUAUCCACUGCUUUAGCAAAUGCCAGAGACCUUGCUGACUGGCUAAAUAUUAACCAGAUGGGUCUGUUCAACUUCCGACCAUCAGUACGCCCAGUUCCUCUGGAGGUGCACAUUCAGGGCUUCCCUGGCCAGCAUUACUGUCCUCGCAUGGCUAGCAUGAACAAACCUGCAUUUCAGGCAAUUCGGAGUCAUUCUCCAGCCAAGCCUGUUCUUAUUUUUGUGUCAUCCAGACGUCAGACAAGACUUACUGCCUUAGAUCUGAUAGCUUUCCUAGCCACCGAGGAUGAUCCCAAACAAUGGCUUAAGAUGGAUGAAAGAGAGAUGAAUGACAUUAUAGUGACAGUUAGAGAUUCAAAUCUGAAGCUGACACUUGCUUUUGGAAUAGGCAUGCACCAUGCAGGUCUGCAUGAGAGAGACAGGAAAACUGUGGAAGAAUUGUUUGUGAACUGCAAAAUCCAGGUUCUUAUUGCCACAAGCACAUUAGCGUGGGGUGUAAAUUUUCCAGCUCAUUUAGUAAUUGUUAAAGGAACAGAAUACUAUGAUGGAAAAACAAGGCGUUACGUGGAUUAUCCCAUUACAGAUGUACUUCAGAUGAUGGGACGUGCUGGCAGACCACAGUUUGAUGACCAAGGAAAAGCUGUAAUUCUAGUUCAUGAUAUUAAGAAAGACUUCUACAAAAAAUUCCUUUAUGAACCUUUCCCAGUGGAAUCAAGCUUGUUAGAAGUGCUGGCUGACCACUUGAAUGCUGAAAUUGCUGCUGGAACAAUUACUUCUAAGCAGGAUGCAAUGGAUUAUAUCACCUGGACUUAUUUCUUCCGUCGACUUAUAAUGAACCCAACUUACUAUAACUUGGAUGACGUGAGCCAUGACACUAUGAAUAAGUACCUCUCAAGCCUUGUUGAAAAAUCCCUCUUUGAUUUGGAAUGCUCCUACUGUAUUGAAAUUGGGGAGGAUAAUCGCAGCAUUGAACCUCUGACAUACGGCCGCAUUGCUUCCUAUUACUAUUUGAAGCAUCCAACUAUUGGGAUGUUCAAAGAUCAGUUGAAACCUGAAAGCAACAUUGAAGAAUUGCUCUUAAUUCUGACUAAUGCUGAGGAGUACACAGAUCUGCCUGUGAGACACAAUGAAGAUCAGAUGAACAGUGAACUGGCAAAACAUCUUCCAAUUGAAGUCAAUCCCCAUUCAUUUGACAGUUCACACACAAAAACACACCUCCUGCUGCAAGCCCACUUCAGUCAUGCCAUGCUGCCUUGUCCAGAUUAUGCAACUGAUACAAAGACAGUGCUGGACCAAGCAAUUAGAAUAUGUCAGGCAAUGCUGGAUGUUGCAGCACAUCAUGGCUGGCUGGUGACUGCUCUGAAUAUAACCAAUCUGGUGCAGAUGGUGGUUCAGGGUAGAUGGAUACAUGACUCUUCCCUGCUUACUUUGCCCAAUAUAGAGCUACAACACCUUUACCUUUUUCGGAAGUGGAGCCAAGGCAAAAGGAAGAGUGUGCAUGGAGGUUACCAAGGACCUAUCGAGUGUCUUCCCGAACUAAUGGCUGCCUGUGAAGGAAAAGAGAAUGUUUUUGCUUCCAUUGUGGACAGUGAAUUGCAAACAGCACACACUUCACAG
This is a messenger RNA of Fulmarus glacialis (Northern fulmar), 2600 nucleotides long. RefSeq names its product activating signal cointegrator 1 complex subunit 3. Gene Ontology annotation, molecular function: nucleic acid binding; ATP binding. The annotation marks the transcript as partial. Lineage: Eukaryota; Metazoa; Chordata; Aves; Procellariiformes; Procellariidae. The transcript has 18 exons. Gene Ontology annotation, cellular component: nucleus. The record is from RefSeq and is a predicted model, not a curated record.